Anoplopoma fimbria (sablefish) is the source of this 3247-nucleotide messenger RNA. RefSeq names its product phosphatidylinositol glycan anchor biosynthesis, class T (gene pigt). NCBI's taxonomy places the organism in Eukaryota, Metazoa, Chordata, Actinopteri, Perciformes, Anoplopomatidae. Bases 31 to 2004 code for a protein of 657 amino acids. Gene Ontology annotation, biological process: attachment of GPI anchor to protein. The record is from RefSeq and is a predicted model, not a curated record. The transcript has 11 exons. Gene Ontology annotation, cellular component: GPI-anchor transamidase complex.
UGAUUCCACGGAUGACGCGUCAAUGCGGAAAUGAAUCACCACCCUAGGAGAAAGAUGGCAGCCCACAGGUGCAGCCACUCGGCUCUGCUGCUUAUUCUCUGUAGUUUGUGGGUGUUUGUUAUUGCAGGCAGUCAAGGAACGACACUGACUGGCGAUCAUCAUGGCACUACGGUUGAUGAUUCACAAACAGCCACACAAACAGCGGAACAAACGGCCGAGCAGCCUGCGGUGGAGGAGAGGCGGUGGGAAGCAACUCAGGUUGAAGAGGCGACUCCGGACGAUGAGGCAACCGACAAACAGGACACUUCUGCCCCCGAAACCGUGGUCCCCUCCCCGGUGCCGCAGCCGAAAGACGACUUUCAGGAGGAGCUGGUCAUCAGGCCGCUUCACUCCGGAGAUAUUUAUGCCAGCUUCCAGUUCCGCACCCUGUGGGAGACUGACUUCAUGAGAGGAAACAAAGUGUCUCACUACCGGCUGUUUCCCAAGUCUCUGGGUCAGGUCAUCUCCAAGUUCUCAGUGCGAGAGCUACACAUCUCCUUCACGCAGGGCUACUGGAGGACCAUGCAGUGGGGGCAGCCCUUUCUGCCGUCCCCUCCCGGGGCAGAACUCUGGGUCUGGUUCCAGGACUCUGUGACAGAUGUUGAUGGCACAUGGAAGGAGCUGACGAAUGUUUUGUCUGGGAUCUUCUGCGCUUCACUUAACUUUAUUGACUCCACCAACACUGUUCAGCCCAGUGCGUCUUUCAAACCGCUGGGAAUAGGCAACGUGACAGACCACCGCUUCCUUCGCUAUGCCACCCUCCCACGAGAGAUUGUUUGCACUGAGAAUUUGACACCCUGGAAGAAACUUUUGCCAUGUGGAUCCAAGGCUGGUCUUGCUGUCCUGUUGAAGUCAGAGAAACUCUUCCACAGCAGUUUUCAUUCCCAAGCAGUGCACAUCAGACCUGUGUGUCAGGACUGGCAGUGCAAAACUACAUCCUGGGAGCUGAGACAGACGCUUAAUGUGGUCUUUGACCUGCACACUUCUACCCCUGGACAGGGAAAACGAGAGUGGUCUCUUUUCAAGAUGUUCUCUCGGACCCUGACAGAAGCUUGUCCAUUGGCCUCCUCCAGUAAAAUCUACAUCGACAUCACAGACGACCCGCAGGGCGAACAGUUUGAGGUGAGCCCAGCCACUCACUUGCUGAGCCAGGCGAUGGUGCUCGGGGACAGACGAACCUUCUCCGUCUACGAUCUGACCCAACAAAUCACCUUUGGCACUGUGCGCUCCCUCAACCUGCUGAUCCGCUGGAAAUCCAGUGAGGGAGACAUGCUCCGUCCCCUGCUCCAUGCUGAGCGUUACGUGGCUGGUUACGGGCUGCAGACAGGAGAGAUCCACACGCUGAUGUACAACAACCACCCCUACAGGUCUUUUCCUGUCCUGCUGCUGGACUCUGUGCCCUGGUACCUCCGUCUCUACAUCCACACCCUCACUGUCACCAGCAAGGGAAAAGACAACAAGCCCAGCUACAUCCACUACCAGCCGUCUAAGGACCGUGUGAGGCCCCACCUGCUGGAGAUGCUGGUCCAGCUUCCUCCCAACUCGGUCACUGAGGUCACAGUGCAGUUUGAGAGGGCUCUGCUUAAGUGGACUGAAUACACCCCUGAUCCCAACCACGGCUUCUAUGUCGGGUCUUCAGUAAUCAGCUCUCUUGUACCAAGCAUUGUCGCCAUGGAUACAAACAGCACUCGGGAACAGCCUCUUUUCAGCAGCUUUUUUCCCUGUAAAGAGGAGUCCAGCUUCUUUAUGCGCGUCUACACAGAGCCUCUGCUGGUCAACCUGCCAACUCCAGACUUCAGCAUGCCUUAUAAUGUCAUCUGCCUGACCUGCACUGUGGUGGCUGUGGGCUACGGCUCCCUCUACAACCUGCUGACCCGGAGCUUCCAGAUAGAAGAGCCCAGCGCGGGAUUGGCCAAGCGGCUAGCCAACAUCAUUCGCAAGAUGAGGGGCGUGCCGCCACUCUGAAACGUAGAUGCCAACUGGCUCUACUUUUAGAAAUGGAAGUUUUUCCUUCUGGUGAAACCACUGGCCAACAUGUGAUAUUCAGGGAAGAACUGAGUCAAACACUGGUAUGAAUGUUUUUCAAACGGUCAAUUUGAAGGUUUUCUUUUCAAAUGGAAGAAAACGAAUAACAUAAAUGAAUUCAGGAUCAUUUCCUGCUGGCUAAGGACAAGAAAAAAACAGACAUUUCUCUACUUGGAUGGAAAGCAAGAGCUUUGUUAUUGUUUAACAAGGAACCAAAGCUGUGCAGUUUGCUGCUAUGGUAACUGCAUCAAAGUGUUUUGGUUUGAUUUUUUUAAUUUAUUUUUUUAUGUGUGAAACCAUAACUCCAAUACAUCAUAAUGUAGCCACAAUGUCCCUGAGACAUUUAGUUCCUAUUAGUGCUAAAAUGAUGUUUCUUCAAAUAUGAGACUAAUGGCAUUACACAUUACAGAGCCUCAGAACUCCGAUAGAAAAAGCCUUUGUUCUCAUACUGUGUUCCUGACCUGUUGAUUGCCAUCUCCCUGCUUGGAAAGAUCAAAUAAUGUUACUUUUUAAGUCAGAGUUACUCAGUCAGAAUGUCAUAUUUCCUUGAAACCGUAUGACAGUGAUGACAGGGCAUCGAAUAACUUCCCUUUGUCCAACCAGAAAUGAACACCGCAUCAAAGUCUAACUAUGGGACAUCCAGUGGUGUGUCCCAUAUGUUUAAUAGUUCUGAUUUAUUUGUCUUAUCUAAUAUGUUUUAUAGUAGCUUUAAUAUAUGAGAAAAGAAGACAUGGCCACAAAAAUACUUAAAAGUUACCAAAAAACAUAUUUUUAAUUAUUUUCUGAGCAAUAGUAUUAUUUGCCAGGAACUAUUUGGUCUAUAGAAAAUGCACAGCCCUCUUACUAAACAUUUAUUUUGCACUUGGUUGUUGGAUGCAUGCCUGAAUGUAAAUGCGAUUGUCUGAGGAUCUCUUCAUAAGUAAGUGACGGUAGUUUUCUGGGGUGUUUACUAAUUCGCUCAAUGCAGUUUCAUGGUGUCUUAUAGCGAAUAGAAGUCUGUCAUUGAGGAAAUUACUUUACUCUAACAUUACAUACAACCUUGUAUUUGUAUGUUUAGCAUUUUGUUGUGUUUGUCUGCCUAGAAGUCAAUGAUGCGUCAUUUGCUGGGAAAAAGUGUGAAGAGGUAUUGUGUGGGUGUUACAUAACUAGUGGUUUUUAUUGCCUUUUCAAUAAACUCAAACAU